Populus nigra (black poplar) is the source of this 2493-nucleotide messenger RNA. RefSeq names its product BTB/POZ domain-containing protein At3g44820-like. The record is from RefSeq and is a predicted model, not a curated record. The transcript has 5 exons. The coding region runs from base 126 to 2015 and encodes 629 amino acids. Lineage: Eukaryota; Viridiplantae; Streptophyta; Magnoliopsida; Malpighiales; Salicaceae. Gene Ontology annotation, molecular function: protein binding.
CUCCAAGAAUCUCGUGCUUUGUUUUCUCUCCUUUGCCCGCAUCAAAUCUCACAAGCAUUUUCCAUUACUAAAGGAAAAACAGCGAAGAAAAAGAGGAGGGGUUUUAAUUCUCUCUUAGCUCGGCUAUGACCCCUGCAGGGAAAGUUACUGGUUUUCACAAAGAGGGUAAUGACUGGUUCUGCAAUGCAGGGUUGCCAAGUGAUAUCACUGUUGUUGUGGAUGGUAUAAAGUUUCAUCUUCAUAAGUUUCCAUUGGUGUCAAAAUGUGGGAAGAUAGCACGAAUAUGUGAAGAAUCCUCUGAAAAGGCACUCGUCACAGUAUUAGAGGAAUUCCCUGGUGGUCCAGACACUUUCUUGAUUGCAGUAAAGUUUUGCUAUGGCUUACGGAUGGAAUUGACACCUAGAAACAUAGUAAUGGUGUAUUGCGUAGCAGACUAUCUUCAAAUGAUGGAUGAGUAUGGAGAAGAUAAUUUGCUUUCCAAGUCUGAGAACUUCUUCCACAAGAAUGUACUUCACAACUGGAAAGACUGUAUAUUGGCUCUUCAAAGUUCUGAUCCUGUUAUUGCAAGGGCUGAAAAGCUCCAGAUUAUAAGAAAAUGUUUGAGUGCUCUAUCCAUGAUGGUAUGCACAGAUCCUAGUUUGUUUGGAUGGCCCAUGAUGAUGUAUGGUAGCUUACAGAGCCCUGGUGGUAGCAUCCUGUGGAAUGGUAUAAACACUGGGGCAAGAAUCCGAAGCGCAGAAUCUGACUGGUGGUUUGAGGACAUCUCAUACCUUAGUGUAGGUUUGUUUGAAAGAUUGAUAAAUACAAUGGAAACCAGAGGCAUAAGACCUGAAAUUCUUGUGGGUGCAAUUAUGUAUUAUGGCAGGAAGUACUUACCGGGCCUGGGCAGGUGGAAGAGUGGACAAAGUGGGAAAACUAGAACAGUUGCCAGUUUUAGCUUGACACCUGCUGUUGUUGAUCAAAAGGUUUUGAUAGAAACCAUCGAGAAACUUCUCCCAGAGAAGAAGGGGAAAUCUUUUUGCUGUUUUUUAUUGGGACUUCUUCGAGUGGCACUGAUACUGGGUGUCAGUCAAAUGUGCAAGGACUCUUUAGAGAGGAGAAUAGGGAUGCAACUGGAAGUGGCUACCCUAGAUAGUCUUCUUAUUCCUGCGUAUUCAGAUUCUGAUACUUUGUAUGAUGUUGACUGUGUAGAAAGGAUCAUUCAUCAUUUCAUGUCUUCAGAAUCAAGGACUACAUCAUUUUCUCCACCAUCAUUGGACCCAGAAACAUCUCCGGCAUCUGAACCACUAAGAAAGGUUGCAAAACUGAUAGAUAACUACAUCGCAGAGGUUGCUUCUGAUGUAAAUUUGAAACCUAGAAAGAUACGCUUUCUUGCAGAGGCCCUUCCGGAAUCUUCAAGGCCAUUGCAUGACGGGCUUUACAGAGCACUAGAUAUCUACUUCAAGGCACACCCUUGGCUAUCAGAGAAGGAGAAGGAAGAACUUUGCAACACCAUUGACUACCAGAAGCUCUCCAUUGAUGCCUGUGCCCAUGCUUCCCAGAAUGCAAGGUUACCGCUUAGAGUGGUUCUUCAAGUCUUGUUCUUUGAGCAGAUGCAAUUGAGAACUGCCCUUGCUGGCUGUCUAAAUGUCUUGGACACUGAAAGUGCCCCUGCUGGUCCAAUGACCGUUCCUAGUGAAAUGGCGGGCCAGAUUGUGCAGAGAGAUGGGUGGAUAACAGUUGUGCGAGAGAACCAGGUUUUAAAGGGAGAUAUGGAAAGUAUGAGGUCUAGAGUUGGGGAACUUGAAGAAGAAUUUAAUAAAAUAAAACAGGAGAUGAAGAAAGUGACCAAAUCACAUAGCUCUCUUAGUUCCCCUCGCUUGGUUGCCAGGAAAAUUGGGUGCAAGCUUAUCCCACGAUCCACAGAUGCCCAGCCUGAUCCUGUUGACAGUGCUGGACCCACUCCCAGAACAUCUGUUGAACAAGCACGCCGCUCCCACCAUUCGAGGCACCGGAAGAGUUUCUCUUUGUUUUGAGAGUAACACAAGGACACUGAAGACUGAUUUGAUGCAUAGAAGGUGUGCUAGUUCUACAAGGCAGGGCAAAGAGGAUCACAGUUUCGUAUCACAGAAUUGGUUUCAAAUUGUAUGGAAAAUGGAAUGCAAUUUCUCCUCAUCCUCGUUGAAGUGUACUUCUUUCGAAAAUAUCUGACCAUCUGGAAAGGGAAAUCUAUUAGACUUCUCGAACCACAGGAUUAUGGAAAGUCCUAUAGUGCUUUUUAAAAGCAAUAUGCUCCAAUCCAAAUCUGGACUCGUAGAGAAAUGUUACACCAGAUUUAGAAUGGAGCUGUCAUACAUCAUGUAUUUAUCAUAGAAGAAAAGUGUAGUUACUUUUUGUUUGUGGUUUUUCUGGCACCCUUUUACGGCCCAUACGUGUAUAGCUCUGUGAAUUGUUUUUUAAGAUUGCCAAACGUUGGAAAUAUAUCAUAAAACUCAUGUUGCAUGUUUGAACUUC